Ficedula albicollis (Collared flycatcher) is the source of this 5207-nucleotide messenger RNA. It is a transcript of the gene NABP1, whose product is annotated as nucleic acid binding protein 1. Gene Ontology annotation, molecular function: DNA binding. The record is from RefSeq and is a predicted model, not a curated record. The transcript has 6 exons. NCBI's taxonomy places the organism in Eukaryota, Metazoa, Chordata, Aves, Passeriformes, Muscicapidae. Gene Ontology annotation, biological process: response to ionizing radiation; mitotic cell cycle checkpoint signaling; double-strand break repair via homologous recombination. The coding region runs from base 227 to 856 and encodes 209 amino acids. Gene Ontology annotation, cellular component: SOSS complex.
GGAGAGGGAGGCGGUGUGGGUGCUGUGUCGGCGGUGUCGGUGUGCAGAGGGAGCGGUGGGGGUCGGGCGUGCCGCACAGUCACCGCACAGCCCCCUCGGUGCUCGUGUCCCCGUCCCCUGUGAGGGUCGCCGGUGCCCCCCUGCCCGGCCCCGCGCUGCUUCUGCUCCCCCGCGCAAUGCGGGCUCGGCCCGCCCCGCUAGCCCUCACCCCCGCGCCGGCCGCAGCAUGAGCGCGGCGAGCGACACGUAUUUCCUUAUAAAAGACAUAAAACCCGGACUGAAAAACUUAAAUGUCAUCUUUAUUGUGCUGGAGAUCGGGCGAGUCACCAAGACCAAGGACGGGCACGAGGUGAGGUCCUGCAAGGUGGCGGACAAGACGGGCAGCAUCACCAUCUGCGUGUGGGACGAGAUCGGCGGCCUCAUCCAGCCGGGGGACAUCAUCCGCCUGACCAAAGGGUACGCAUCUCUGUGGAAAGGAUGCCUGACACUUUACACGGGACGAGGAGGGGAGCUGCAUAAAAUUGGGGAGUUCUGCAUGGUGUACUCAGAAGUGCCAAACUACAGUGAGCCCAACUCAGAACACGUCGGGCAGAACAAACUGGCACAGGGUGAACAAAAUAAUAUUUCUGCAUCAAGUGGUAUGGGUACUUGUACUUUUGGGCCACUGGGAAAUGGUUUACAAACUGGACCUGAAGCAAGUGGAUUUCCAUUCACGUAUAACCACGGCCACAUUUAUGCAGGUAGUGGGAGAGGCAAUGGCCGAGGACCUGUAAAUCCAGCAGCAGCUAAUAGCGUUCAGCCUCUUCCCCCUGCCGUCAGUAACGGGAGGGACCCACGCAGGGCCUUUAAAAGAUGACUAUGCCAAAUGUGGUUGUACAGCUUGCUUAAACUCUACACUCUACUUGAACACUUACUGCACUUUUAUUUAUAGUUAACUGUGAACCAGUUUGUCCUUUGGUUGUGUUUUUUUUACCUUUUGGUGUAUGGAGCAAACUUGAUGUGAUCUAUUUCUUGUUUUGCAUCAGGGAAGCACAGUGAGUCUUCCCUGUACAUAAGGGGGGUAGGGGGAGAAGGUGGAUACAAGGAAGUAAGGGUCACAGGUGGAAGUGUCUCAAUGAAAACUCGGUGCCCUUUGCUAAACAGAAGAAAACUUCAGUUACAUACAUGUAUUUCUGUUUCUCUUGGUCAGCCAUGUGGCCUUAACAGGCACGCACACGUUGGCUUCCUUUAGCCAUAACGGGAGCUCUUCGUGUUGGGAGAGAAAUGAAGGGGAAGAGCAAAAACUCUCUGGUGAGCUAGGUGUCCUGGGAAUGAAUAUGGCUUGUGAAAGCAGUGAGUGUAAGGAAAUGGUGGUGCCAGACCUAGUGGUGCCUCUGGAAUCAGAAUGGGUAGCUUGGAUCAAAGCCGAAGAUGUGGUGAGUGUCUUGAAGCUUGAUUCUGAUUCCAGAAAGGUGUACACUACUUGAAAAAUUCCCUCUGAACACCAUUAUCACUGUCUAGGAAAGUGACACCGAUUUUUGCUUUGGAUAGAAGCUUGGAUAUUCGUUCUUGCUUUGCAUGAGAUGGCAGAAUAGGAGGAUCUAAAUUAAGACAGUGUUGGGGAAUGUGCUUUUUGUAGCCUUUCCUUGUGUAAAAGGCCCAAGGUCACUUUGCAGGAGCCUGAAUUUCCAGGAGUGGACUGUUCUCAAAUGCUGCAUUACCCAUCUCUUCAAUGAGUCUGCCUACUCCUCCUUUCUUCAUUCAAUUUUCUGAAUAAAUUAUGUAUUAGGUGAAGCUGUAUAUGUGGAUUGCAGAGGUACUGGCCAAGCACACAGCUGCACUUCUGAUGCUGUUAAGCUUUCCUUCCUCUGUUUUAUAUGAAAUAUGAAUUAUCCUUUGAAGAGCCCCCUCCAUAUCCUGGGGGGCCAAUAGCUGGUUUUAUUUCUGAGAUCACAAAUGCCUUGACUCUAAAUGAGAGUCCAGUGCCAUAUUUCAGAUCAGGUUCAAAAACAACUCAAACUGAGAUGUCAUACUGGAUUCAUCUGUUUAACUCUUCUUACCUGACCUCUCAAAUAAAAAAAUUGCACUAACCACAUCAGAAACAAAUCUAACUUUCUUUCUGUCAAGCCAUAAAGACUUCAUGACAAAAGGCUGAUUCUGAAUUGUGAGUUGUCUCUGUGGUCAUUCAUGUUAUUUGAAUCUACCGAUGUGUUACUGAUGUUUACAGGUUGUUUACAUUUGAUACUUUUUGCUUUUGGUACUCUGUCAUGAUCUGUUGAAAAAUUCUUCUGAUUGGUGCAAGUUCCCUGCUUGGUGUGAUAUACUGAAGUUUGAAGUGCAAGCAUCAGCAACAACAAACUGCUGAAGGGAGGCAGAGAGAGACCUGUGUGCCCAGACACCUGAGGGCUGUUUGUCUCUGCUCUGGUAAAGUGCUUUCCUGGUACUUCCAGGUGGAAUUAGUGAAACUUGUUUUGGACACAAGAGGGUGGCAUGCCUCAGGAGAUCCCCUCUGGGUGCUGCUGUGGAAGAGUACUGCUCACUGGUGAAGCAGAAAGCAGUCAUUUCUGGGGAAAUGGUGUAAGGAGGUGACGUGUAACUCAGGGACUUAAAAUUGCUUGUUUGUUUAAAUAGAUGUAUAGUCUAGAUGUGUGGACAACCUCUUCUGCAGUGUUGCUCUAAGACAUUUGAUAGGCUUGUGAGAAGGAAGCCAAGAGGACUUCUAAACCCAGGAAGUACCUCUGACAUGUUCCAGAGGUACACAAGAUGUAAGUAUGGUGUGAGAGCCAUGCUGUAAAAUUAGCAAAGUGAACGGUGCAGGUGAUGGCAUGGUGGGGACUUGGAACUCAUUGGAGUAUGUGCAGUGUGGAUCUCAAGUCCUGGUGGUUUUAACUUCUCUGUGGCAUGAAGAAGUUUAAAAUCAAGGGCAGCCCUGUGUUAGUGUAUGCUGAGGUGCCUGGUGUUUGUAGCCCUAUGCAUCUGAGCUUUUAUUAAGCUAAUAAACAUAAUACUUGUUCACAAAUUCCAAGUAAAAAGUGACAUGAUUAAUGCUAAUAAGUGGCAUAAGAUUAAAACCCUGCAGCCGAGUGGAUGAUCAAUGUGUGGUCGGGAGGAAAAAAGCAGGAGACAUCUUCACCUUUACAAGGUUAGUAGCAUUCCUGCUUUCCCGUUUCUUACAUGAAACUAUUGCAGUUUAUUAAUAAUUUUUUACUUCUUUGCAGGGGAAAUCUGUGCCCUGAAAUGGACAUGGACUUAAAAAUAUAAUUUUUCAAGGUCCUGUGAUCUUCCACUGAACCUGUGACAAAGUUGUUUCCCUCAGAGGUAUCAGUGUCAAGAUAGCGAGCUCUCAGCUUGCAGAGGAGUCUGGGACCUGCCUUACAGCUGCUGGGAUCACACCUCGGUUCACAGAGACACAGGCACACGCCACUAUGCAAACAAGCAGUUGUGAAUUACCAGUUGUGAGAUGCUAAGGCAGUUCAUCAGUGCCCACUGGUUAGGUCAGGGAGUCUCGUUACACAUGUCUUCCUACUAAUGGUUAGGCUGCACUUAGGGUAGUCUCAUUCUGGAUAAUACAGAUUUCCAAAGGAAAAAAGACACUGGAAGGUGUUCACGUACCCAGACACAAACUGCACGGUGCUGAGUAGUCCCCAUACACUUCAAUCACAAGAUUCCCUGCUCUCAUCACCUGACAACAGCUCCCCCUCUCCUACCUGCCCCAGCACAAGGACUGCUGGCAGAGUGGCAGUGGAAAGACUUGUGCUGUAUUUCUGCUGCCAUCUGUGUUUCUUCUGUCCAUCUGCAUGAGUCCUCUUGAUUUAAAAGUGGCAAAGCAGUCCUGUUCUGUGAAAUGCUGUCAUAACUUUGGAUACAGGGGAAAGUCUUAUACCCCAUGUCCAUAGUGAAAAUGGGAAGGUGCUGUAAGAACAAAUACAAAUGCUGGACCAAACUACAGGACCUGAAUUGUAGUCUGCCUUCACAAUUUGUUUAAUUAGCUUUGGCCAUAACAUAAAACUGGCAGAUUGCAGUCCUGUGCUCUCCAAAUAAUGCUGCUCUUAAGCAUCACAAAUCCCAGGAAGGGUGUCUGCAGUGAGUGCUGCUUCUGUAAAGUUGUGAUGGGUGGUAUAAAACACCUUUUCUACCUGAGCACAGUGUCUGCACAGACAACCCCCUUAGCACUGCAGGGCUAGUCACCGUGUUCUCUGGACAGGGGACUGUUCAGGAAACAGGUGCUGUUUUCUGAAACCCCCUAUGUUUUUUAUAGACAGUGAACUUUGCGUUUUGUACUGACCUGGCUGCUAUGGCCAUCUUCUGCAGCUCCUGUACCUAUUCCUAAAACAAGGAAUUUUUUCCCCACUAUAAAGCAGUUUUCUUCAGAAGCUCCUGAAGUGCUUUUGUAGGACUAGGAAUUAGUAAAAGCAAUGGCGCUCAGAGUGUUUCUGGGGAAGUCUCCUGGGCUGCUUCAUGGCCCGUGUGUGUUCACCUGCCAGGUUGUUCCCUUGCUUCUCAAAUGCUGGGAGAUUUGCCCAGUCAAACAUGCUCUUUGUCCCUAACCCCUGAGCCAGGCAUUUGCACUGUGUGUAGAGUCCAGCGGUGCUUUCCCACGGGAUUCCCACAGGGAGGUGCCUUGCUGGUGGCAGGCUAGGAGCUGCAGUCAGUUAAUUUGGGGAAUUGUCCCUCAGUCCAGCACCUGUGCAUGCUCCUGAGGAGGCUGCAGGGCUGUGAGUGCCCAUCCCAGAACUGAUGAGCUCUGUUAAUGGCUGUGCCCCAGCCAAGUGCUCCCCUGACUGCAGUGCUGCAGGGUGAGCCUGGCCCUCCCUGCUGAGGAGCACAGGGGACCCAGGCAUCCCAGGAAUUCAUUAAGAGAUGCUCUUUCUGUCUUCAGCCUUCAUCAUCCUGCUGGGUCCUUUAUUGCUUCCAGAGAAUGUGAAAUUCUUCGGGCUCUUUAUGGGGAUUCUGCUUUUUAAUUUAUCUGUGAUGGACAUUUGAAUGUGUGUGUGUGUAACUGGGAUGAGAAGAUUAAUCCUAAACAAGCUGUUGAUUAAACUAUUGGAGUUCAAAUGGAUUAGGAAAAAAGCUUGGAAGUGACUAAGGGGAACUCUUAAGGACUUCAUUUAAGUUUUUAAUUUCUCUAAGUUGUUGAUUUUCUUUCUAAAUCAGGAAACUUUUACAAAUAUGUAUUUCUAAGCCUGGAUCCUUUCUAGUUAGGUAAUUUGCCUUACCCUUUUGGGUUU